AUGCCACCUGCUCGAGGGCGAAAUGUCGACGACUCGAGAUCGGAGACGUCAAGUACCAUUACGAACCAGAAAGAAAAAUCCGCUUUAGGACCAGUCAGUGGCUCGGGCGUUUCAAAAGGAAAGCGAUUUGCCUCGGGACUCAACAUUCCUGCGCCAGCGAACAAAGCCUCCAUGAAUGGAAAUGGCACCGCACCUCCCACUGCCACCCCCGCAGCAACAGAAGGGGAUAAAGACCCAAAUCUUCCUCGAACCGAAUGGACAACGAUGCCGGUCCCUAUUCUCCGCUCCUACCGCAUUGCCCAUCGUCUCCAUGUCCCUGCGGCAUUCAACUACCCUCAUGCCGAAAUUACUUACAAGUCAUGCGACCUCGCACUUCGCAGCCCCUCAGCGGUUUACUACAGACGAAAACAGCACGAACUACAACUUCAGCGACGCAAACAACGUCAAUCAAAGCAGACAAAUGGGACGGGCAAAACCAAUAAAUCUAAAGACAGAGAUAAAGAGAAGGGCAAAUCAAGAGAGACAGCGAAUGCAGACAAACCCUCGAGUAUCGCGCCCUCUAUAGCACAAACAGGCAACGCCCCCGAAAUUACCUCAAACCAAGGCCAAGGCAAUGGCAAUGGCACACCCCCUUCUCCUUCCCCUUCGUUUUCCACCACCACAACCCUCGGUCCUCGCGAACCAGCCUCAAACCUUGCGACCGCCGUGCGGAAACACUUCAAUGCGCAACAACUCAGCGAAGCCGACACAAUAGCCCGCUUCAUUUACGUCGUGCAGCAGAACGGAAGGCAAGUGAGGACAGAGGGAUCCGAGGGCGAUGGGUCGGGCUAUUGGAUGGGAAGUCAGGGAAGGGCGGCGAGAAGAAGUGACGCCCCUGGUGGAGAUGUCGGCUUUAGGCUCAGAUUUAGACCGUGA
This is a messenger RNA of Fonsecaea multimorphosa CBS 102226, 915 nucleotides long. RefSeq lists its product as uncharacterized. Lineage: Eukaryota; Fungi; Ascomycota; Eurotiomycetes; Chaetothyriales; Herpotrichiellaceae. The transcript is spliced from 2 exons. Gene Ontology annotation, molecular function: protein binding. The coding region runs from base 1 to 915 and encodes 304 amino acids. The record is from RefSeq and is a predicted model, not a curated record.